Messenger RNA from Malania oleifera, 2495 nucleotides. RefSeq lists its product as uncharacterized. The transcript has 8 exons. Lineage: Eukaryota; Viridiplantae; Streptophyta; Magnoliopsida; Santalales; Ximeniaceae. The coding region runs from base 165 to 2381 and encodes 738 amino acids. The record is from RefSeq and is a predicted model, not a curated record. Gene Ontology annotation, molecular function: protein binding.
AAACUCGUUGGGUUUGCGAAUAAAGGAGGGCUGGCAGCGGCAGGGCAGCUAGCCUGCUAAGUGAGUUUAUAAGCCAGAGCAGCAUCCAAAACGAAGGAGAAUUCCGUAGUAGAGAUUGAGGACGAACCAAACGCAAGUGCUUCCUUACUCCUAAAGAAGCAUAAAUGGGGAAAAUGAACAUAGCAUCUAAUGCGAUUGUUCCUGAGAAGCUUACAGAGGACAAUUAUGAGUACUGGAAAGCAUGCUUGAAAUGCUAUUUGGUUGGGAAAGGCCUUUGGCAUGUUGUCUCUGGAAAGGAAGCCAAACCAGAUAAAACUGAUGACAAGUAUGAGAUUUGGAAAAAGAAGAACGCCUUAGCUUUACAUGCCAUUCAAACCUCUUGUGGACCAAAUGUUUUUGAUCGCAUAAAGAAAACCACUUCCGCCAUUGAAGCAUGGAAUGAGCUGGCUGAGAAGCUUGAACGACCAUCACCUUUACCCCCACCAGACGAUGAAGAAGGCCCAGUAGAAGACACGGAAACCAAGGAAUUUCUCCAGUAUGAAGCUCUGUGGAAAGCAGUGGAAAGCGGCGACUGGAAGGAAGCAAAAAGCUUCCUCAGUCAACAUCCAGAGGCUCUGAGCGCAAGGAUUUCGUCGAAAGCCGACACAGCCCUGCACGCUGCCAUUCUGGCAGGUCAGACAAAGAUCGCAGAGGAGCUGGUGGAAAUGAUGCAACCACAAGAUUUGGAACCGACUAAUGAGUUCGGUGCGACAGUCCUUUCCCUCGCAACCAUCGGCGGAAACAUAAAGCUGGCAAAGGCCAUUUUAGAGAAGAAUCCCAAGCUGAUUACCUUAGGGAAUUAUGUGAAAGAUGACGGCUUAAUCCCAGUUGUUGUUGCUGCUUUGUAUGGUAAAAAGGAGAUGGCCCGUUAUCUUUACAAGGUAACUCCCAUUUUGGAACUGAGUCCUGAAAGAGGUGUGAAUGGUGCCCAGCUUCUUAACUGUCUAAUCACUGCUGAAAUCUACGAUAUUGCUUCAAAGCUACUACGUGAGUACCCUCAGCUGGGUGUUACAGAAGAUAAUUACGGAAACUACACUGUCGGAAUUUUGGCUCAGAAACCCUCAGCAUUUCCGAGCGGAAACAAGCUUGUUUUCUGGAAGCGCUGGAUUUAUUCAUCAUGUGCACACUUAGCAUCUUUGGAUGCCUCCAAAGAUAGUGAAAUUUCUUUUCAAAUACAAAAGGAUGAAGAAAGUGGUGAAACAAUUCCUCAAAAGCGACAAAGCAGAGCAGUAAAUAUAACCAAUCAAGUGCUUGGGUUUUCUCGUGGACUUGUUUGGAGCCUUGUAAAAUGCUUGGUCCCAGACAUCAUGCAUAUAUAUGAUAGAAAGCUGAUAAAUGAUGAGGCUCUCAAGAUCCUAGCUUGCAUCUUCAAAGAAUUGCCAAAACUAAGCGAGUCAAAACUGCAAAAGAUUGAUAUAGAUCAGGCAAUAUAUGAUGCCAUCAAGCAUGGAAUAGUUGAGUUCAUUGUUGAAAUAAUCAAAUAUAACCCCGAUAUAAUAUGGAGGAAAGACAAAAAAGGAAGAUCAAUUUUUGCAAACGCCAUUGUUGAGCGCCAAGAAAAUAUUUUUUGCCUCAUUUAUGGUUUGGGUACCAAAAAGAGCAUAAUUGCACGUCGACAUGACAAAUUUGCCAACAAUUUCUUACAUCUAGCCGCAAAGUUGUCUCCUUCUUCUCAACUUGAUCGUGUCUCUGGUGCAGCUAUGCAAAUGCAGAGAGAGCUACAAUGGUUUAAGGAGGUGGAGAGAUUGGUACUACCAAAAUACAAAGAAGAAGGAAAUGACCAUAACAAAACACCCGGUGCUUUAUUUAGCGAUGAACACAGUGCAUUGAUGAAAGAAGGGGAGAGAUGGAUGAAAAACACUGCAGCAUCAAGCAUGGUGGUGGCCACUCUCAUUGCAGCUGUUAUGUUUACAACAACAUUCACACUUCCAGGUGGUACCAACAAUGAUGGCAUCCCUAUAUUCUUAGGGUAUGACGCGUUCAUGGUCUUUAUAGUGUCAAAUGCACUGUCAUUGUUCUCGUCUUCUACUUCAGUUCUGAUGUUCCUCGGAAUCCUUACUUCACGGUAUGCCGAAGAAGAUUUCCUCAAGCGCUUGCCCACGAAAUUGGUAAUUGGCCUUUCCUCGCUUUUCUUCUCAAUAGUGUCCAUGAUGGUGGCCUUCGGCUGUGCACUUUUUAUCAUCCUCCAUGAACGGUUGACUUGGGUUUCCAUUCCAAUUAUUGUUCUUGCUGUUAUACCAAUUACCCUUUUCGCAAUGCUAGAAUUUCCCCUCCUUAUUGAUAUGUUCGCUAACACAUAUGGACGUGGCAUCUUCAAGAAACAAACCAAAGGUCCAUAUUAACUGUGUACUCAUACCUAUACUGUGUUCAAAUCUUUAUGAUUAUUGUAAUGAUAAAAUUUACCAUGAAUUCACUUUGAAAAUAGAUUAAAUUAAGAACCAUUGGAAUUUGGUGUA